CGUAAGCCUGUGGGCUGCUCGGCGCAACCGCGGGUCGCCUGAGCGAGCCGGCGCUGCGUUUGGCGUCGGCUUCCGGGCCGAGCCGGGUGAAGAGGAGGUCGGGGUGGCGGGAGGCGAAGACUCAUGAAAUGGCCACAGAUGAUAAGAGUUCCCCGACACUGGACUCUGCUAAUGAUUUGCCUCGCUCUCCCACCAGUCCUUCUCAUCUCACUCACUUUAAACCGCUGACUCCUGACCAGGAUGAACCUGCCUUCAAGUCAGCAUAUAGUUCUUUUGUAAAUCUUUUUCGUUUUAACAAAGAGAGAGGAGAAGGGGCCCAAGGAGAGCACCAGUCUCCAAGUGCAAGUUGGUCCAGCCCUCAGAUCUCGUCAAGGACACAGUCUGUGAGGUCACCCCUACCUUAUAAAAAGCAGCUUAAUGAGGAGCUUCAGCGGCGCUCUUCAGUGUUAGCAGAGAACACUUUGCCACAUCCUCAGGAGAGUACAGACUCCAGAAGGAAAGCAGAACCAGCCUUUGGAGGUCAUGACCCACGAACAGCUGUUCAGCUUCGGAGCCUCAGUACAGUAUUGAAACGCCUCAAGGAAAUCAUGGAAGGGAAAAGCCAGGACAGUGACCUGAAGCAAUAUUGGAUGCCAGAUAGUCAAUGUAAAGAGUGCUAUGACUGCAGUGAAAAAUUUACAACCUUUAGGCGCAGACACCAUUGCAGACUGUGUGGGCAGAUUUUCUGCAGUCGUUGUUGUAAUCAAGAAAUCCCUGGAAAAUUUAUGGGCUAUACAGGAGACCUCCGAGCGUGCACAUACUGUAGAAAAAUAGCCUUAAGUUAUGCUCAUUCCACAGACAGUAAUUCCAUUGGGGAAGACUUGAAUGCUCUUUCAGAUUCAACUUGCUCUGUGUCUAUACUUGAUCCAAGUGAACCUCGGACACCUGUUGGGAGUAGAAAAGCCAGUCGUAACAUAUUCUUAGAGGAUGAUUUAGCCUGGCAGAGUUUGAUUCAUCCAGACUCUUCAAAUAGUGCUCUUUCAACAAGACUUGUAUCUGUACAAGAGGAUGCUGGGAAGUCUCCUGCUCGAAACAGAUCAGCCAGCAUUACUAAUCUGUUACUGGAUCGGCCUGGCUCUCCUAUGGCUCCUUCGCAUGAGACAUCUGUCAGUCCCCGGGCUAACCGGACCUGUGUUAGGACAGAGACUACUGAGGAUGAACGCAAAAUUCUUCUGGACAGUGUUCAGUUAAAGGAUCUGUGGAAGAAAAUCUGCCAUCACACCAGUGGGAUGGAAUUUCAGGAUCACCGUUAUUGGUUGAGAACACAUCCCAACUGCAUUGUAGGAAAGGAAUUAGUCAACUGGCUCAUCAGAAACGGACACAUUGCUACGAGGGCACAAGCUAUAGCAAUUGGACAAGCAAUGGUUGAUGGACGUUGGUUGGAUUGUGUCAGUCAUCAUGACCAACUUUUCAGGGACGAGUAUGCACUGUAUAGACCACUGCAGAGCACGGAAUUUUCUGAAACACCCUCUCCAGAUAGUGACUCGGUGAACUCUGUGGAAGGACACUCUGAGCCGUCUUGGUUUAAAGACAUAAAAUUUGAUGAUAGUGACACAGAGCAGAUUGCUGAAGAAGGUGAUGAUAAUUUAGCUAAUUCUGCCAGUCCUAGCAAGCGCACCUCAGUCAGCAGUUUCCAGUCCACAGUGGACAGUGACUCAGCCGCUUCCAUCAGCCUGAACGUGGAGCUGGACAACGUGAACUUCCAUAUCAAGAAGCCCUCCAAGUACCCACAUGUGCCCCCUCACCCUGCUGACCAAAAAGAGUAUUUGGUUUCUGACACUGGAGGACAGCAGCUCUCAAUAAGUGAUGCCUUCAUCAAAGAGUCCUUAUUCAAUCGACGAGUAGAGGAAAAAUCCAAAGAGCUGCCUUUCACUCCUCUGGGCUGGCAUCAUAACAACCUGGAGCUCUUGCGGGAGGAGAAUGAGGAGAAGCAAGCCAUGGAAAGGCUGCUUUCAGCUAAUCAUAACCACAUGAUGGCACUACUCCAGCAGUUGCUUCAUAAUGAAUCAUUGUCAUCAUCUUGGAGGGACAUCAUUGUGUCACUCGUCUGCCAGGUUGUUCAGACAGUCCGACCUGAUGUCAAGCACCAGGAUGAUGACAUGGAUAUCCGUCAGUUUGUCCACAUCAAGAAGAUCCCAGGUGGAAAGAAAUUUGAUUCCAUGGUUGUCAAUGGCUUUGUUUGUACCAAAAACAUUGCACAUAAAAAGAUGAAUUCUUGUAUUAAAAACCCCAAAAUCCUUCUGUUGAAGUGUUCCAUUGAGUAUCUAUAUAGAGAAGAAACUAAGUUUACUUGCAUUGAUCCUAUUGUGCUUCAGGAAAGGGAAUUCUUGAAGAAUUAUGUGCAGCGAAUAGUUGAUGUUCGGCCCACGUUGGUUCUAGUCGAGAAAACAGUGUCUCGGAUCGCUCAGGACAUGUUACUGGAGCAUGGCAUUACUCUGGUCAUUAAUGUAAAGUCACAAGUUUUAGAACGAAUUAGUCGGAUGACCCAAGGUGAUUUAGUGGUGUCCAUGGACCAGCUGCUUACUAAACCACACCUGGGCACUUGCCACAAAUUUUAUAUGCAGAUAUUUCAGUUGCCUAAUGAGCAAACCAAAACACUGAUGUUUUUUGAAGGCUGCCCACAGCACCUUGGCUGCACAAUCAAGCUAAGAGGAGGCUCUGAGUAUGAGCUGGCUCGAGUUAAGGAAAUCCUAGUAUUUAUGACCUGUGUAGCUUAUCAUUCUCAGCUAGAAAUCUCCUUUCUCAUGGAUGAAUUUGCUAUGCCUCCAACUUUAACGCAAAGCCCUUCAUUCCAUUCCCUGACUGAGGGACUAGGGGAAGAGGGAGUUCCUCAGGAGCAGUUCAGUGGUAGCUCCCUUCCCCAGGACCCAGAGUGUCCUCCUGAUUCCCUGUCUUCUGAUGAUAGCACUUUGGUGGAAUCAAGGAUUGUGCUUGAGAAGGGUGAGCAAGACAAUAAAAAUGUUCCACAGGCUGUUACCUCUUUGAAGCAUCAAGAUUACACCACUUCCACUUGCCCAGCAGGUAUCCCCUGUGCUCUCUUUGCAUUGGUACCUGAGGCAUUGUUACCUCUCCAUAUGGAUCAACAGGAUGCUAUAGGAAAUGAACAGCCAGAGACAUUGCAGCAAACAGAUGAACAACAGGAUCCCAAAAGCCAGAUGAGAACCUUUAGAGACCCUCUACAAGAUGACACCGGAAUGUAUGUUACUGAGGAAGUCACCUCCUCUGAAGAUAAACGAAAGACUUAUUCCUUGACAUUUAAACAGGAAUUAAAAGAUGUAAUCCUCUGUAUCUCUCCAGUUAUUACAUUCUGGGAACCUUUCCUUUUAACUGAAAAGGGGAUGAGGUGCUCAACUCGAGAUUAUUUUCCAGAACAGAUUUACUGGUCUCCUCUUCUCAACAAAGAGGUAAAGGAAAUGGAGAGCAGGAGGAAGAAACAGCUGCUUAGGGAUCUCUCUGGACUUCAGGGCAUGAAUGGCAGUGUUCAGGCCAAGUCUAUUCAAGUCUUACCCUCACAUGAACUAGUGAGCACCAGGAUUGCCGAACAUCUGGGUGAUAGCCAGAGGUUGGGUAGAAUGCUGGCUGAUUAUCGAGCUAGAGGAGGAAGAAUUCAGUCAAAACAUUUGGACCCUUUUGUCCACUCAAAAGAUACAUCAUGUACUUCAAGUGGCAAAUCAGGAAACAAAACUGAGAGUGAUGAAGAGAGGGGAUUGAUUCCAAGUGAUGUCUUAUGGUCAACAAAGGUUGACUGUCUGAAUCCUGCUAACCACCAGAGGCUGUGUGUGCUCUUCAGCAGCUCAUCUGCCCAGUCCAGCAACGCUCCCAGUGCCUGUGUCAGUCCUUGGAUUGUAACAAUGGAAUUUUAUGGAAAGAAUGAUCUUACACUGGGAAUAUUUUUAGAGAGAUACUGUUUUAGGUCAUCUUACCAAUGUCCUAGCAUGUUCUGUGAUACUCCCAUGGUGCAUCACAUUCGACGCUUUGUUCAUGGCCAAGGCUGUGUGCAGAUAAUCCUGAAGGAGUUGGAUUCGCCAGUGCCUGGAUAUCAACAUACAAUUCUAACAUAUUCCUGGUGCAGAAUCUGCAAACAAGUAACACCAGUUGUUGCACUUUCAAAUGAAUCUUGGUCUAUGUCGUUUGCAAAGUACCUUGAACUUCGAUUUUAUGGGCACCAGUACACACGCAGAGCAAAUGCUGAGCCGUGUGGUCACUCUAUCCACCAUGAUUAUCACCAGUAUUUCUCUUAUAACCAGAUGGUGGCGUCUUUCAGUUAUUCUCCUAUUCGGCUCCUUGAAGUGUGUGUUCCACUACCAAAAAUAUUCAUUAAACGUCAAGCCCCACUGAAGGUGUCUCUUCUUCAGGAUCUUAAGGACUUUUUUCAGAAAGUUUCCCAGGUAUACCUAGCUGUAGAUGAAAGACUUGCAUCCUUGAAAACGGAUACAUUUAGCAAAACAAGAGAGGAAAAAAUGGAAGAUAUCUUUGCACAAAAAGAGAUGGAAGAGGGCGAGUUCAAGAACUGGACUGAGAAGAUGCAAGCCAGGCUUAUGUCUUCCUCUGUGGACACCCCUCAGCAGCUACAGUCCAUCUUUGAGUCACUCAUUGCCAAGAAGCAAAGCCUCUGUGAAGUGCUGCAGGCAUGGAACAGCAGGUUGCAGGACCUUUUCCAGCAGGAAAAAGGUAGAAAGAGGCCUUCGGUUCCUCCCAGUCCUGGGAGACUGAGACAAGGCGAAGAAAGCAAGAUAAGUGCAAUGGACACAUCUCCAAGGAAUAUUUCUCCAGGACUUCACAAUGGAGAAAAAGAGGAUCGAUUCUUGACAACCCUGUCCAGUCAGAGCUCCACGAGCUCCGCCCAUCUUCAGCUUCCCACUCCUCCUGAGGCACUGGCUGAGCAGUUAGUGGGAGGGCCCUCCGACCUAGAUACUGCCAGUGGCUCUGAAGAUGUAUUUGAUGGGCAUUUGCUGGGAUCCACAGACAGCCAAGUGAAGGAAAAGUCAACCAUGAAAGCCAUCUUUGCUAAUUUGCUUCCAGGAAACAGCUAUACUCCCAUUCCAUUUCCUUUUGAUCCAGAUAAACACUAUUUAAUGUAUGAACAUGAGCGGGUGCCCAUUGCCGUCUGUGAGAAAGAGCCCAGCUCCAUCAUUGCUUUUGCACUCAGUUGUAAAGAAUACCGAAAUGCCUUAGAGGAAUUGUCCAAAGCAACUCUGUGGAACACUGCUGAAGAAGGGCUUCCAACAAAUAGUGCUUUAGAUAACAGACCAAAGAGCAGCAGCCCUAUUAGAUUACCUGAAAUCAGUGGAGGGCAGACAAGCCGUACAGGAGAAGGAGAACCGCAACCAACCAAAAAAGCUUCGGGAAUGUUGUCUUUCUUCAGAGGAACAGCAGGGAAGAGCCCCGAUCUCUCUUCUCAGAAGAGGGAGACCUUACGCGGGGCAGACAGUGCUUACUACCAGGUUGGGCAGACCGGCAAGGAGGGGACAGAGAAUCAAGGCCUUGAGCCGCAAGAUGAGGUAGACGGAGGAGAUACACAGAAGAAACAACUCACAAAUCCUCAUGUGGAACUUCAAUUUUCGGAUGCUAAUGCCAAGUUUUACUGUCGGCUGUACUAUGCGGGAGAGUUCCAUAAGAUGCGUGAAGUGAUUUUGGGCAGCAGUGAGGAAGAUUUCAUUCGCUCCCUUUCUCACUCAUCACCCUGGCAGGCCCGGGGAGGCAAGUCAGGAGCCGCUUUCUAUGCCACGGAAGAUGAUAGAUUCAUUCUGAAGCAAAUGCCUCGUCUGGAAGUCCAGUCUUUCCUUGACUUUGCGCCACACUACUUCAAUUAUAUCACAAAUGCUGUUCAACAAAAGAGGCCCACGGCUUUGGCUAAAAUUCUUGGCGUUUACAGAAUUGGUUAUAAGAACUCUCAGAACAACACAGAGAAGAAGUUAGAUCUCCUUGUCAUGGAAAAUCUUUUCUAUGGGAGAAAGAUGGCACAGGUUUUUGAUUUGAAGGGUUCGCUUAGGAAUCGAAAUGUAAAAACUGACACUGGGAAAGAGAGUUGUGAUGUGGUUCUACUGGAUGAAAACCUCCUAAAGAUGGUUCGAGACAACCCUCUGUAUAUUCGUUCCCAUUCAAAAUCUGUGCUGAGAACCUCCAUCCAUAGCGAUGCCCAUUUCCUUUCAAGCCACCUCAUUAUAGACUAUUCUUUGCUGGUUGGUCGAGAUGACACUAGCAAUGAGCUGGUAGUUGGAAUCAUAGAUUAUAUUCGAACAUUUACAUGGGACAAAAAGCUUGAGAUGGUUGUGAAGUCAACGGGUAUUUUAGGAGGACAAGGUAAAAUGCCAACUGUGGUCUCUCCAGAGUUGUAUAGGACUAGAUUUUGUGAAGCAAUGGACAAGUAUUUCCUGAUGGUGCCAGACCACUGGACAGGAUUGGAUCUGAAUUGCUGAACUCAUGCAGAUGAUUUGAAAUAGACCGAAGGAAAGUGGAUCUAAGGAAGAAACCCAAACUAUAUGACAUUUUAUUUCUUUGUCACAUAUAUACCACUUGAACACAAAAACCUUUCAGUUCUGGGGCUGUCUAUAGACUUCCCUUUAACUGCAGGGUAAAAUCUCUGUGAAUUGUACUUUGCUUCUGAUACUUACAGUUAUCUGCCUGUAAAAUGGGAAAUUGUACAGAGUUAAAUACAGGUUCUUUUCAGGGGGUUGUGAACAUAUAGGUAGAGUAAGUAAUUGACUUGUCAUAUGUACUAACUCAGUUGCUUGAAGAAGAAAGCACUGUCUGAUAGACACUGACUAUCUGAUAGAGACUGACUAUUUGGUAGACUGACUGAUAGACGCUGACCGUCUGAUAGACACUGACUGUUUGGUAGACUGACUGAUAGACGCUGACCGUCUGAUAGAUUGUGACUGUCUGGUAGACUGUGAUUGUCUGAUGGACUGUCUGGUAGACUGUGAUUGGGUAGACUCUGAGUGUCUGGCACCACAUUUGACACUUUUUUUCCUGAGAAGGCACUUGAAGAACUUCUUGAUUUGUUUUAUGAUACUUGUGUAGUAACUUUAUGUUCGUUCUUAUAAUUUCUGAAACAUUUAGGAAAAUUCUGAUUUAUUCCAUUAAUGGCCAGUUAAACAGGUUGGUGCUUGCUUUAUUAGGAAUUUGACUUAUUGGGAGUCCUGCCACACUCUGUAUUCUCCAUCUCAUCUUGUUUUUAAUUGUGUUUGAUGCUUUCACAUUCUAUCUUUUCUACAGGUGACAAGAGCCUACAACCCUUACCUUGAAAGCCUGUCUAGAGCAUUUUAAGGAGCUUGUUUAAAAUGUGCUGUGUGCCAAACAGCAUUUAACCUGCAUGUAUGUUCAUAGUCUAGAUUUUCCUCUUAUUGUGAGGAAACAAAAUGAACAGUAAAUGAAUCUGAAGUCACUGAUUUCAUAAGUACAGAAUUAGUAAUGAAAACUUUUUAUCAGUAAAAGACUAGACCCAAUCCAAGAAACUGAGAAGGAAACAGUUGUGGUUUUGUUUAUUUUAUUUUUGCAUAUAUAGUAUCUUUCAACACUACUAGCAGUUUAGUGGGAUUUGUAAAAUUAGAAUGUUUUUCAGUGUGGAUAUUCUCAUGUUAAAAUUUCCACCACCCUGACCAGCGCUGCUGAGAAAUGCUGAGAGGGAGAGUUACUCACACUUUUGAGAGGGAGAGUUACUCACACUUAAGGAACUUGUUUACGAGUUGUCAGUCCCAUCUAAAAUAAGUCCUGAAGUGUGAGGAAAUACUUUUACCUUACAAUAUGCUAGAAUUUCUCCUGGCUUUUCUGUAACAAGGACAUUUGGACAUUUAAAAGUUGUAAGAUUCCACUGUCUUUAGACUUCCUCUAAUAGCACAUUAACAUUCACAAAGGGCUGGAUGUAUUCUCCACAGGAUAGUCUGCACCUGAAUUAGGCAGUUUGGUAGGUUUGCUGUAGAGAUGAAGCACUAGCUAGCUAUUUGUUGCCUGUUGAGAGCGUGGCUAAUUUUGAACUCAAAGGGUUUAUGUCUGCCUGAGCCUCAGCCGCCUCAGUCUUGUCUCUGUGCCUUGGGAAGGCCGACCAAACACUGAAGAGUCCAGUUGUGGUAAAGGAGUUGUACAGACUUGAAGAUUGCAAGGAACACUUACUUUCUAUGCGUCUAGAACAAAGACUUUUGUCUGGUUUGAAAAGCCAGCUCUAAUUUGUCUCUGUUCAUUUUUUCUGUCUGAUUGUUUAGGCUAUAGAACCAGGAAGAUGUGUUGUUUCUGUUUUUCUUUGUGUUUUCAGUACAGUGUGCAUAGCUGAGCUGAGCUUCAGAGGAGUAACUCUGGACAUUGACAUGGCAUAGCCGCCUUCUCUUGCCCCUGACUUGAAAAGCAGUUUUUAAAGUAUUGUUGUAUUUGAUAUUUUGGUGACUAAACUUUGUUAAGCAAGAGUUACUGUUUUGAAAGCCUUAUUUGUUUUUUUUUAAACUUAAUGUCUGGCUGGUAUUAAUGAAGGGGAAAUGCACAAUCGAACUGUUGUGCGUGGUACAAAUGUGUGACUCCUGGCUGCUUGCAGUCAGUUACUACCAUGUAUUUGGAUGUAUAUUCAAUGUUUUGAAUUGAAUGGCUGUUGUCCUCUUGAGCUCCCUUCCAUGGCCUAAUUAAUGCUGAAAAGUUGUGAAUCAGGAAGAAAUCUCAUGCUCAAAAUACAAUAUGAAUUCCAAAGUGACUGGUAGUAACAUGAGAAACUAUGUCAACAUGUUGCUUUGUAAAAUCGUAUUUAUAAAUAUGAAGCUUUUUGAUGACAUAAAAAUUUGUUGAAAAAAUAGCAAGGAUUUAAUUUUAUUCCUAUGUGCCUGAGGGAAGAAAGCAGAAAUAAGCUGUUGUGAGCCCUCUUAUUGUCUACUGAGUCUACUUUAUAGAUUCUCAAGAUUUCCUACGGAAUGUCUGAGCAGUGUUUUUUAGCUGUGGUAUCUGUGUAAAUAAUGGGGUCAUUCAUACCAGCGUUGGCUUACACAGUUAAUGCGGUUGUGGCCGAUGGCUUCUUGGCACUGUGGCCAUUAGCAGUGGGCUUCUGUGGAAGUUCCAAGCUAAGUAACCUGCCUGUGGGAAGUUAGCUGACUUUCAAGUGUGAAAACUGUUUUGAGUGAGCCUGGUGGUAAGUCUGACCAGGACAUUCGUUCUUCCAAAGUGACUUAUGCAGUAUUCAAACCAUCUAGUGCAAUGCCUUUUUUUUCCCCCCCCCGCUGGUUUGUAACAGGUGCAGUGUAUUACAGAAAAACAAAAAAAAAACAAAAAACAAAAAAAAACAAAAACAGAAAUCACAAUCAUGAGCAGUUUUGUUAAUGCUGCUUUAUCAGUUUUGUAAAAGAAAAUGUACAUAAUGUCUUUCAAUAGGUUUUAAAUUAGAGGAAAUAACAUUGUAAAUCACAGUAGCCUCCUAAUUUAAUAUGAAAAACUCAAUAUUAAGAGUACUUAAUGUAUUAUAAUGUAUAUAUUGCUCUAACUUUGUUUCCAGCUGUUUUAUAUGAUUGACUUGUUAUUUAAAGAUAACUACCCUAGCCUUUUAGAGACUUGUACUGUAAGUAAAGAGGACCUUCAAUAAACUGGAAUUUACUUAA
This is a messenger RNA of Psammomys obesus (fat sand rat), 9608 nucleotides long. RefSeq names its product phosphoinositide kinase, FYVE-type zinc finger containing (gene Pikfyve). Lineage: Eukaryota; Metazoa; Chordata; Mammalia; Rodentia; Muridae. Bases 129 to 6458 code for a protein of 2109 amino acids. The record is from RefSeq and is a predicted model, not a curated record. Gene Ontology annotation, biological process: intracellular signal transduction; phosphatidylinositol metabolic process. Gene Ontology annotation, molecular function: 1-phosphatidylinositol-3-phosphate 5-kinase activity; ATP binding; metal ion binding. The transcript is spliced from 43 exons.